This is a messenger RNA of Portunus trituberculatus (swimming crab), 1529 nucleotides long. Its product is annotated as HCLS1-associated protein X-1-like. The record is from RefSeq and is a predicted model, not a curated record. Gene Ontology annotation, cellular component: apical plasma membrane; sarcoplasmic reticulum; actin cytoskeleton. Gene Ontology annotation, biological process: negative regulation of apoptotic process; regulation of actin filament polymerization. Lineage: Eukaryota; Metazoa; Arthropoda; Malacostraca; Decapoda; Portunidae. The transcript is spliced from 10 exons. Bases 189 to 1145 code for a protein of 318 amino acids.
AGAGUAUGUCCGGCACUGAGAAGACGGUGUGGUGUGUCUUGGAAGUGGGACGGCACCUCUGCCUAAUAGUGCUAAUCUCACCUCUGUGACUACUAUAUUUCGCAGCUCACGGAGAAGGAAGUGCUGGAGUGAGCACUGAGCACUAGGCAGCCACAUCCGCAGCAGGACUGGAGUGACUUGCUUUCCACAUGGAUUGGCUGUGGAAAUUCUUCAGUUAUAAGGGCAGACCAAGAGAAGAUGACAACCCUUUCAGAAGCUUAACUUGGGAGGAGAUUGUAAAGCAGAGAGACUUGAAGGACUUGCAAGAUUCUGAGGAGAUGCAACACCCAUGGGGAUACUCCCACCAUGGCGACUUCCCCAAUACUGACAUGUUCUUACCUCAUCAAGAAUUAUUAGGCCAAAUGGAUGACAUGUUUUCCAAACUGGAAGACAUGAUGAGGGAGAUGCAUCAUCACCCGGCCUGGGAACUGCCAGAUAUACAGGCAGAACCUGAGCCACAAACUCCACGAGACUUCAUGCUGAAGGUCCCUGAAAAUGACCAGACCAAGAUAGUGCCAGCUCCUGCUCCCCACCACCCACUACAUAGGCCUGAGGAUGAAAUGCUAGACUCCCAGAAUGAUGACUCUAGUCAACAUACAAAUCCGUUCUCUUUCAGUCCUCACAGCUUCUUUGAUGGAAUCUUCCAGCAGUUUGGAAUGCAUCCUAGUAAAACACCUUUUCCAGAUAACCUUCCUGGAUCAAACCCUGAGGAGCAUUCCUGCGAGUCAUUGAUGAAAAAAGAAGACAAUGACAUUGAUGACAGGGUGUUGGGUGAUCUUUCCAAGUUGCCAGAGGGUGGACCAGGCUAUUCGCAUGGGUUGCUACAAACUUUCGAGCCAAGAAGGGCUCCGUGGUCUCAUCCUGAAUCCCCUGGGUCUCCUGAUGUUGGAAUCCGCCACAAAUUUUAUUCACAGUCAAUUGUCACUAUCAAAAGACCAGAUGGAUCAGUAGAGGAAACCAAGAAAUACAGUGACAGCACUGGUCGCGAAGAGGUGAUAGUGACCCACAAACAAUCAGAGGACGGAAAUCAUGGUGUUGGUGCUCUACUGCCAGAUGAGCCAGUUGAUCAGAUGCCAUCCUUCUUCUCAUGGUUCUUCACACGUUAGUUUGAAAAGGAAGUCCUUACAAACUACAGUAGUAUGUUGAUUUGUUUUUUCAGAGUGCUCUCUCAAAUUAUAAUCAACUAGGGAAGUAUUAUGCGCAUUCUGCUUUAUUUUGAUUACCUACAUCAUACAUUCUACUUUAUUUGAAUUAACUGUAACUGUGCUAUACUAAAGCUCCUGUGGUGUUAUAUGGGUGAUCCACGAGACAGACUCUUUCCAUUAGGGAACGACAGGGCCAAGAGUGUGUGUGUGUGUGUGUGUGUGUGUGUGUGUGUGUGUGUGUGUGUGUGUGUGUGUGUGUGUGUGUGUGUGUGUUUACCUUGUUGUAUAUUACAGGGUUGGAACAGGGCUCAUAAUGACCUGUUUUCAUGUAUAUGGUUAGACUUU